AUGUGCGUUAGUUUGUCAAUGAGUGAACAGCAGGGGAUAAAAGAAAUGGCGCGAAAAACUGUGCCUCAACUAAUAGCUUCAGCGGGCUACCCGGUGGAAAAGCACAGGGUCACAACAGAGGAUGGAUACAUCCUGCAGUUACAUAGAAUACCAGCUGGAAGAAGAUUUGCAAGAAGAAUAGGACCGAGUUCAAAGAAGAAGAAAGCGGUAUUGAUAGUCAGUGGUCUACUUGGCAGUAGCGGAGACUUUGUCAUCAUGGGACCAGAAAGAAGUAUAGCAUACCUUCUAGCAGACGAAGGUUACGAUGUAUGGCUUGGCAACCUCAGAGGUGAUAUAUACACUAGUCAUACAAAUUAUACAAGAAACAAUCCAAAAUUUUGGGAGUACAGUUUUCACGAGCAUGGCAUAUACGAUUUGCCGGCAUCCAUCGACAAAGUCUUAGAAGUCACUGGUCUAUCUAAGAUCAUGUACGUUGGCUUUUCCAUGGGCACAACAAGCUUCUUCAUAACUUUGAGCGAAAAACCUGAAUAUAAUGACAAAGUUCUGGCGUACGUAGCGCUCGCUCCAGCCGUGUAUAUGAGAAAUGUUAAAAACACUGCUGAAACGCUAUUAUUAAAUUGGAAGUUACCGGAUCGUAUGAGGGAACGAGGCUUACUGUCUGCAACUAUUCCUAGAGAUUUAUUAGAGAUGUUUGUAACCAACAUGUGUUACGUCAAGAAGCCUCAAAGGGAUGUGUGUACCAGCUUUAUAUACACCAUCAUAGGAGAAGACCAGGAACAGUAUGAUUGGGAUAUGAUGGCCAUUAUAAUUAUGAGAUUACAGCCAGCUUCGUGGAGACAGUUGGAACAUUUCGGAAAAAUUGCCUUAACAGAUACUUUCACAUCAUGGGAAGGUGGAUUAAAAGGAGCUGUGAAACCGUACAAGCUCAGUAACGUUAAAAUACCAGUAUCAUUAUUCUACGGACACAAUGAUAGAUUAACUGAGAAAUCUCAAAUCAUGAGGUUAGCUGAAGAGCUUAAGGCCACUGGUGUUUUAGAAGAUAUCCUACCAGCCUCUGAAUGGCCAAAAUUCAAUCACCUCGACUUUGUCUUUGCAAGAGACGUCAGAACACUACUGAAUGAGAAACUAGUUGAUUAUAUAGGGAAAAUGUUUAGUAAAUAUGGAUAA
Messenger RNA from Danaus chrysippus (African queen), 1167 nucleotides. The record is from the annotation of a GenBank genome assembly. NCBI's taxonomy places the organism in Eukaryota, Metazoa, Arthropoda, Insecta, Lepidoptera, Nymphalidae.